AUGGCGAUAGUGACAACAGGUGCCACAGACAAAGAUGCUUCCAAGUUUAAAACUGGUUUUGCCUUGGUACUCUGUGGAAUGGAGUGCCUCAUUGGCAUCAUUGGGAAUUGCUUCAUCACAGCCAUAUAUGGAGCUGAGUGGUUUAGAGAGAAAAGACUCCCCAGUGGUGACUGCCUUAUGCUGAUGCUGAGUUUUUCCAGGAUCUUACUACAGAUUUGGAUAAUACUGGAAAUUAUUUACAGUCUGCUAUUCAGAGUCCCUUAUAACCAAAAGACAAUAUAUAUAAUAUUCAAAGCUGUCACUGUGUUUCUGAACUAUUCCAACCUCUGGUUUGCUGCCUGGCUUAAUGUCUUCUACUGUCUUAAAAUUGCAAACUUUACUCACCCUUUGUUCUUUAUGAUGAAGAGGAAAAUCAUAGAGCUGAUGCCUCAGCUUGUGAGUCUGUCAAUAUUUGUUUCCUUCUACUUGAGCACUCUCUUCUCUAGAGACAUCUUCAAUGCAUAUGUGAAUACUUCCAUUCCUGUCCCUUUCUCUAACUCCACUGAGAAGAAGUACAUCUCUGAGACCAAUCUGAUCAGCCUGGCUUUUUUGUAUUACAUGGGGGUCCUUGUUCCUCUAACCAUGUUCAUCCUGGCAGCUACUCUAUUGAUCUUCUCUCUCAAGAGACACACUCAGAACAUGGAAAACAAUGCCACAGGCUCCAGGGACCCCAGUAUGGAGGCCCACUUGGGGGCCAUCAAAUCUACCAGCUAUUCUCUCAUUCUCUACAUUAUCAAUGCACUUGCUCAAUUUAUUUCUUUGUCAAGCAUCUUUGAUACCUACAGUUUCUGGAACAUAUUGUGCACAUUUGUCAUGAUUGCCUACCCAGCUGGCCACUCAGUGCAUUUAAUCUUGAGAAACCCUGGGCUGAGAAGAGCCUGGAUAAGGUUUCAGCACCAAGUUCAUCUUUACUUUAAAGGACAGGCCCAAUGA
Messenger RNA from Castor canadensis (American beaver), 972 nucleotides. It is a transcript of the gene Tas2r40, whose product is annotated as taste 2 receptor member 40. Gene Ontology annotation, molecular function: bitter taste receptor activity; G protein-coupled receptor activity. The record is from RefSeq and is a predicted model, not a curated record. Gene Ontology annotation, cellular component: membrane. NCBI's taxonomy places the organism in Eukaryota, Metazoa, Chordata, Mammalia, Rodentia, Castoridae. Gene Ontology annotation, biological process: G protein-coupled receptor signaling pathway; detection of chemical stimulus involved in sensory perception of bitter taste; sensory perception of taste.